Messenger RNA from Gracilinanus agilis (Agile Gracile Mouse Opossum), 2251 nucleotides. It is a transcript of the gene RFX4, whose product is annotated as regulatory factor X4. The coding region runs from base 131 to 2251 and encodes 706 amino acids. Gene Ontology annotation, molecular function: RNA polymerase II cis-regulatory region sequence-specific DNA binding; DNA-binding transcription factor activity, RNA polymerase II-specific. The transcript is spliced from 16 exons. NCBI's taxonomy places the organism in Eukaryota, Metazoa, Chordata, Mammalia, Didelphimorphia, Didelphidae. The record is from RefSeq and is a predicted model, not a curated record. Gene Ontology annotation, biological process: regulation of transcription by RNA polymerase II.
CAAAGCGUUCUCUGGAGUCCCUUCCGAUUCUACAGCUUGGCUAAGUUUCAAGUGAAGACAGUGAUGAAGUUUUGAUUUUUUUUAACACAGUGUAAUUAAUUGAGUUUCCGAGGCUCCCAUUUCCCCACAAAUGUUAAUGAAACGUUUUUUUUUUUUUUCAGAGAGCUGGAUUGAAAGAUGCCUCAAUGAAAGUGAAAACAAGCGCUACUCCAGCCACACGUCUCUGGGGAAUGUUUCUAAUGAUGAAAUGCCUAUGCCCAUGCCUUCCAGUAGAAUGCUGGAGGAGAAUUAUGAGAUCGCAGAAGGUGUCUGCAUCCCAAGGAGUGCUCUCUACAUGCACUACUUGGAUUUCUGUGAGAAAAAUGAUACCCAACCUGUUAAUGCUGCCAGCUUCGGAAAGAUCAUAAGACAACAAUUUCCGCAGUUAACGACAAGAAGACUCGGAACUCGAGGCCAGUCAAAGUACCACUACUACGGCAUUGCUGUGAAAGAAAGCUCUCAGUAUUAUGACGUGAUGUAUUCAAAGAAAGGAGCUGCUUGGGUCAGUGAGUCAGGGAAAAAAGAAGUGAGCAAGCAGACAGUGGCGUAUUCCCCGCGGUCCAAGCUGGGCACCUUACUGCCUGAGUUCCCCAAUGUCAAGGACCUGAAUCUGCCCGCCAGCCUGCCAGAGGAGAAGGUUUCGACCUUCAUCAUGAUGUACAGAACCCAUUGUCAGAGGAUACUGGACACCGUAAUAAGAGCCAACUUUGACGAGGUUCAAAGUUUUCUUCUGCACUUUUGGCAAGGAAUGCCCCCCCACAUGCUGCCCGUGCUCGGUUCCUCCACUGUGGUCAACAUCGUAGGCGUCUGUGACUCGAUACUGUACAAAGCGAUUUCUGGAGUGCUGAUGCCCACCGUGCUCCAAGCAUUACCGGACAGAUCAAGGGAGAGGCCACUGAGCAAUGGCAAGGGCUUGUGCGGGGUGCUGGCCCAGAUGGGCGAUCUGGAGUGCCCAACAUGUCUUCAGGGUGUCUGUUGGGAGGAUGAGAUGGACAUGGCAUCAAGAACUGUGAUCCACAGUGCAGACAUUACUUUUCAAAUGCUAGAGGACUGGAGAAAUGUCGACCUGAACAGCAUCACCAAGCAGACCUUGUAUACCAUGGAAGAUUCUCGAGAGGAACACAGGAAACUCAUCAUACAGUUGUAUCAAGAAUUUGACCAUCUCCUCGAGGAGCAGUCGCCCAUUGAAUCCUACAUCGAGUGGCUGGACACCAUGGUGGACCGAUGCGUUGUGAAGGUAGCUGCCAAGCGACCAGGAUCCUUGAAGAAAGUUGCCCAGCAGUUCCUCCUGAUGUGGUCUUGCUUUGGCACCAGGGUGAUCCGAGACAUGACUUUGCAUAGUGCCCCCAGCUUCGGGUCUUUUCACCUCAUUCACCUGAUGUUCGAUGACUAUGUGCUGUACCUGUUGGAAUCUCUCCACUGUCAGGAGAGAGCCAAUGAGCUCAUGAGAGCCAUGAAGGGGGAAGGAAGCACUGCAGAGGUCAGAGAGGAGAUCCUGUUGACAGAGCCCACUCCGCCGACUCCAUCGCCCGUGCCCUCCUUCUCGCCGGCAAAAUCUACCACUUCUGUAGAAGUCCCGCCUCCCUCCUCACCUGUCAGCAACCCAUCCCCGGAGUAUACUGGCCUCACCACAACAGGAGCGAUGCAGUCCUACACCUGGUCCCUAACAUACACAGUGACAACGGCUGCUGGUUCUCCCGCUGAAAGCUCCCAACAGCUGCCCUGUAUGAGAAGCACUCAUGUACCUUCUUCCUCAGUCACCCAUCGGAUACCAGUCUAUCCCCACAGAGAGGAGCAUGGCUACACUGGGAGUUACAACUAUGGAACGUAUAGCAACCAGCAUCCUCACCCAAUGCAGAGUCAGUACCCUUCCCUACCACAUGACACAGCCAUUUCGGGGCCACUCCAUUAUUCUCCGUACCACAGGGGCUCCUCACAGUACCCAUUCAACAGCCCCACCUCUCGGAUGGAGCCUUGUUUGAUGAGCUCAGCCCCUAGACUGCACCCUACGCCGGUCACUCCCCGAUGGCCAGAAGUACCCUCAGCCAACACGUGCUACCCAAGCCCACCUGUGCACUCUGCAAGGUAUGGGGGCUCUAGUGACAUGUACACCCCCCUGACCACCCGCAGGAAUUCCGAGUAUGAGCACAUGCAACACUUUCCUGGCUUUGCCUAUAUCAAUGGAGAAGCUUCGACAGGCUGGGCAAAAUGA